Molecule: messenger RNA, 1623 nt
Organism: Anopheles coustani
Lineage: Eukaryota; Metazoa; Arthropoda; Insecta; Diptera; Culicidae
Gene: DCP2
Product: m7GpppN-mRNA hydrolase
Exons: 2
Coding region: 71-1501 (476 amino acids)
Biological process (GO): deadenylation-dependent decapping of nuclear-transcribed mRNA; nuclear-transcribed mRNA catabolic process, nonsense-mediated decay
Cellular component (GO): cytoplasm; P-body
Molecular function (GO): RNA binding; manganese ion binding; 5'-(N(7)-methylguanosine 5'-triphospho)-[mRNA] hydrolase activity
Source: RefSeq, a predicted model, not a curated record
AGAACGACUGCGGAGUAAAAUUCCUUACUGUGAAUUUUGUGAUAAUAAAAAUAGCGUGUAUCUCAUCCAUAUGGCGACAAAUAGUCCAGUAAGCGCAAUGCAGCAGGGCCCAGCAACCGGGCAGAAGCUGAAAAAGAAUGCUUCGUUCACGAUCUCGAGCGACAUACUGGACGAUCUGGCUAGUCGGUUCAUCAUCAACGUGCCCGUCGAGGAGCGACAAAACCUAAUCCGCAUCUGCUUCCAAGUGGAGCUGGCCCACUGGUUCUACCUGGACUUUUACUGCUCGGAAAUGAAGCAAAAGUGUGGCAUCAAACAGUUCGCGCAGCAAAUGUUCAAGCACGUCCCGUGUUUGCAACCGUACUGCCCAACCGUUGACGAUGUGCUGGAUAACUGGAAGCAGUAUAAAGUAACCGUCCCGACCUGCGGCGCCAUAUUGCUAUCGGAAGACCUCAAGCACGUGCUGCUGGUGCAGUCGUACUGGGCCAAAUCUUCCUGGGGCUUCCCGAAGGGCAAGAUUAACGAAAACGAAGAACCGAUCAAGUGUGCGAUCCGCGAGGUGUACGAGGAGACGGGCUACGACAUCAGUAAUCUCAUCGUACAGACCGAGUACAUCGAGCUGGUCAUCAACUAUCAGUACACCCGGCUGUACCUGGUGUCGGGCGUUCCGCUAACGACCGUCUUUGUGCCGAAGACGCGCAACGAAAUCAAAUGCUGCGAAUGGUUUCCGGUCGACCUGCUGCCAGUGACCAAGCACGAGAACAUCGUAAAAGACAACCAUCAGCUGACGGGUAACUCGUUUUUCAUGAUCCUUCCGUUCGUAAAGCGAUUGAAGAAGUGGCUGGAGUCGUAUCAGAAAGGUAAACCGGGUAACAAGGGUGGCGGGAAGGGGUUGAACAACAUGCAGAUGGGCAACUCGCCCGUGUUCGGUCGAGAAUCGGCCGGAAAGCAGAAGCUUUUCUAUGGCACCAACAUGAGCGGAGGUGGAAGUACAAACAAAAAUACCUACGACCAGCAGGCACUACAGCAGGAUAAAUCACAACGGCAGCGGCAGCGGCACAAAUCGAUGGGAGAGCUCGAACAGCCCGGUAUGCCACGGCCGAAGAACAAUAGCGGCACACCGCAGGUGAACCAGCAGCAGUUCUACAAAAACUCUUCCAACGCCAACCAACCGCCACAGUACCAGAUACUGAAGCGCGAGGACACCAUGCUGGCACAGAAGGUGGGUUUUAUGUCGGUUGGACCCGCACAGGAUCUUUCGCCCGCCCCAACCGAGGGAAUGGGAACGUCGAAGAAAAAACAGAGCAAAAGCAAGCAGGAACCAUCGUCCGCGGGAGGAGGGAUUGCAGGUUCCGGGGGCGUGGUGCCGCAAGUUGGUCAGGUGGAGCGACCCGGAAAACAACAGAUAAAGCGAAAGCUGUUCGCCAACGAUCCCUACGCCGAGUUCAACGAGAUUUCCGGAUGGGUUAGGUUCCAGUUGGAUUACAACAAAUUUGUAUUCUAACGCGUUUCUCGAAUUAUACGUCAGGUCACAAACAUGUCGAAUUUAUUACCCGUCCCUUUUCGAUAACUGUGACGGCAACAUUCGUUUAUACAACCAAAAGAAAUUAAUUUUACAAUAAAACG